AUGCUGCGGACAGGCCCCCGGCUGCUGCGGACCAUCUGCACGACGGGCGCGGCUUAUCAACAUAAACUAAAGCUAGCCCUUAUAGGUCAAAGUAUUUUCGGGCAAGAAGUUUAUAAUAACCUGAGAAAAGAGGGCCAUAAAGUCGUGGGAGUAUUCACAGUGCCUGACAAGAAUGGACAAGCUGAUCCUUUGGCACUGGCAGCGGAGAAGGACGGCACUCCUGUUUUUAAGUUCCCCAGAUGGAGAGCUAAAGGCAAGCCUAUCCAGGAAGUAGUUGCAGCCUACAAAUCAGUUGGAGCAGAGUUAAAUGUCCUUCCCUUCUGUACACAGUUCAUCCCCAUGGAUGUUAUUGACUGCCCAAAACAUGGCUCAAUUAUUUACCAUCCAUCCAUCCUACCACGCCACCGAGGAGCUUCUGCAAUCAACUGGACUUUAAUUCAAGGAGAUAAGAAAGCAGGAUUUACUAUUUUUUGGGCUGAUGAUGGCUUGGACACAGGACCAAUACUUCUGCAGCGAGAAUGUGAUGUUGGCCAAAACGAUACUGUGGAUGACCUGUAUAACAGGUUUCUCUUCCCAGAAGGAAUAAAGGCUAUGGUGGAAGCUGUACAUCUAAUUGCUGAUGGUAAGGCCCCUCGUAUACCUCAGCCUACAGAAGGGGCAACAUAUGAAGGGAUCCAGAAAAAGGAAAAUGCAGAGAUCUCCUGGGACCAACCUGCAGCAGCUCUGCACAAUUGGAUUCGAGGGCAUGAUAAAGUUCCUGGAGCAUGGACAAGAAUAGAUGGCCAGGUGGUUACUUUUUACGGGUCAUCAUUACUUGAUGCUUCGGUGCCUGCUGGACAAGAGCUGGUAAUAAAAGGUGCUUCAAGACCUGGAGUUGUAACCAAGAAUGGUCUGGUCGUUUUUGGUAAUGAUGGGAAGAUGGUACUAGUGAGAAAUAUGCAGUUUGAGGAUGGAAAAAUGAUCCCUGCAUCUAAAUACUUCUCUGCUGAUGAAACAACUGCCCUGGAACUUACAGAAGAGGAGAAAAAGAUGGCAGAAGAUAUUAGGGCUAUUUGGAAGGGAAUUUUGAGCAAUGUUGCUGUAAUUGAAGAUUCCACAGACUUCUUCAAAUCUGGAGCAUCCUCUAUGCAUGUUGUCAGAAUGCUGGAAGAAAUCAAACAGAAAUAUAGUGGUCUUCAACUACAGAAUGAAGAUGUGUAUAUGGCCACUAAGUUUGCUGACUUUAUUCAAAUGGCUGUCAGAAAAUUCAGAGGAGAAGACAAAGAGGAAGAGUUAGUCAUUGAUUAUGUUUCAAAAAAUGUGAACAACAUGACUGUGAAUAUGCCGUACCAGUGUUUCAUAAACGGGCAAUUUAUAAAUGCUGAUGAUGGAAAAACAUAUGACACUAUAAAUCCAGCAGAUGGAUCAAUAAUCGCCAGUGUAUCUUCUGCUUCGUUGGCUGAUGUUGACAAGGCAGUGGCAGCAGCAAAGGAGGCAUUUGAAAAUGGUGAAUGGGGCAGAAUGAACGCAAGGGAAAGAGGACGACUCAUGUACAGACUUGCAGAUCUGAUGGAAGAACAUCAAGAAGAGUUAGCAACAAUAGAGUCUAUAGACUCAGGAGCUGUCUACACUUUAGCUUUGAAGACCCAUAUUGGAAUGUCUGUGCAAACAUUUAGAUACUUCGCUGGAUGGUGUGACAAAAUCCAG
Calidris pugnax (ruff) is the source of this 1686-nucleotide messenger RNA. RefSeq names its product aldehyde dehydrogenase 1 family member L2 (gene ALDH1L2). Gene Ontology annotation, biological process: biosynthetic process. NCBI's taxonomy places the organism in Eukaryota, Metazoa, Chordata, Aves, Charadriiformes, Scolopacidae. Gene Ontology annotation, molecular function: formyltetrahydrofolate dehydrogenase activity; aldehyde dehydrogenase (NAD+) activity. The annotation marks the transcript as partial. The transcript has 13 exons. The record is from RefSeq and is a predicted model, not a curated record.